AUGUCUCUCUCUAAAAUUUUGGCUGAGGAGUCUCUUCCGGUUGGGUACCGACUUCGCCCUACCGACGAAGAACUCAUCAAUCACUAUCUGAAGUUGAAGAUCAACGGCAAUGAGAAGCAAGUCAGUGUUAUUCGAGAGAUCGAUGUCUGCAAAUGCGAACCCUCGGAGGAGUCUCUUCCGUUUGGGUACCGAUUUCGCCGUACCGACGAAGUACUUAUCAAUUACUAUCUGAAGUUGAAGAUCAACGGCGAUGAGAAGCAAGUCAGUGUUAUUCAAGAGAUCGAUGUCUAUAAAUCGGUGAUAAAGAUGAAUGAUGAAGAGUGGUUCUUUUUCUGUCCUAAAGAUCGCAAGUAUCAGAAUGGGCAUCGAUUGAACAGAGCGACUGUGGCUGGGUACUGGAAGGCCACGGGUAAGGAUAGUUCUAUCAAGUCUCUGAGGGGAACCACUGUGAUUGGCAUGAAGAAGACUUUGGUUUUCUAUGCGGGUCGUGCUCCGAAUGGCCAGAGGACUAAUUGGGGAGAAACUGAGCCUAGGCGCAAAACACUUUUUCCUGAUGAUGGUUUAUCAGACAGACUUAUGCCACUGGGACUCAAGUAUGUAUUCCAACUCCAAGAUUUGACCAAAGCAUUGGCUGCUCCAGAUACAGACCAUCCAAAUGGAACACCAAGUCUAAUGAAUGAAAGAAAUGCAGAAAUGGUCAUAUUGGCCACUGCAACCAAGGAAACAACAUGUACCUUUUUCCUGGGAUUGGACUUGGUACCCUUCUAUCUGGCUCUAGGAUCAUCUCUGACGGUAUGUUACAGGCAGCAGCUGAGUGAUUUGGCCAGAGCAUUGGCUGCUCCAGAUACAAACCAUCUAAAUGGAACACCAAGCCAUAAGAAUUAUGGGUUGAGUGUUCUUCAGCAACAUGUGGCCUUUUUUGACAUGGACGACAAUGGAAUCAUUUACCCUUGGGAGACAUAUACUGAUGAAACUGUUGGUCAAGGGCUAUGGCCUUGA
Molecule: messenger RNA, 999 nt
Organism: Camellia sinensis
Lineage: Eukaryota; Viridiplantae; Streptophyta; Magnoliopsida; Ericales; Theaceae
Source: RefSeq, a predicted model, not a curated record